AUGGGGCAACGGGAAUAGAAACUGAAGCUCAGGAGGAGGAGGAGGAGGAGGAGGGAAGGGGGCUGUGCCUCACUCUUUUCCUUCCGCCGGCACGGAACCGAAGUGCCGUGGCUCUGGUGCCCGGCCGGAAGACUACGCACCGCGAUGGCGGCCGUGGGGGGCCCAGCCGCCGCUUGGAAGAUGCUGGGGAAGAGGAUGGAGGGAAUGGCAUCCGCAGCGUGGGUUCGUUGUCUCUUUACCAGGUCGAGAAUUCCAGACUCGGUAUUUCAGCCGCGACCUGGAGAUCAUGAAAAAUAUGGAGGUGACCCUGAGCAGCCCCACAAAAUCCACGUUGUUACUAGAAUAAAAAGUGUAGUUGGUCGCCCAUAUUGGGAAAAGAAGAUAAUACAUGAUCUUGGACUCGUAAAAGCACACCAGCCAAGACUGCACAAAAAUAUCCCUUCUGUGAAUUCCAAACUGAAAGUUGUUAAACAUCUGAUAAGAAUACAGCCACUGAAACUACCUUAUGGGUUGCCAACAGAAGAGGAAAUGUCGGACACCUUUCUUACGAGCAAGGGAGAGCUUGUCAUUAAACGGCAUCUGAAACCGGUGGAGCAGAAAGAAAUUAAAUCAUAAGGUGUGCUGGUUGGAUUUAUAUUUUAUGAAAUAAAUAAUUUGAUUCCCAAGUUAA
This is a messenger RNA of Chroicocephalus ridibundus (black-headed gull), 670 nucleotides long. It is a transcript of the gene MRPL30, whose product is annotated as mitochondrial ribosomal protein L30. The record is from RefSeq and is a predicted model, not a curated record. NCBI's taxonomy places the organism in Eukaryota, Metazoa, Chordata, Aves, Charadriiformes, Laridae. Gene Ontology annotation, molecular function: structural constituent of ribosome. Gene Ontology annotation, cellular component: large ribosomal subunit; mitochondrion. Gene Ontology annotation, biological process: translation. The transcript has 5 exons.